AUGACCGAUCUAAAUUCCCAAAGCCUGUUCUCGGUGAAGGGUUUUGUUGCUGUGGUGACAGGAGCAGGCAGCGGAAUAGGAUUCAUGAUAAGCAAGGGGCUUGUUGCAAACGGUGCUAAGGUGUAUCUUGCAGAUCGCAAUGCCGUGGAUGCACAGGUCGAGGAAUUGAAGGAGCUUGGAAAGCAAACGGGCGGGUCAGCUUUCGGACUACAUUGCGAUGUGUCAAAGAAGAGUGACAUCCAAGAACUAGCCCGCUAUGUGGCAGAGCGUGAGGAUCAUGUCGACAUCUUGGUGUCAAAUGCCGGCAUAAGGCGAGACCCUCCCAAGGGGUGUAACGUGCUUCAAGCGUCAUUAUCAGAACUACAGGAGUCGUUAUGGUCAUCACCCGACACGGACUGGAUCGACUCGUUUCAGACUAAUACAGCCGCGCAUUACUUCCUGUCGGUAGCAUUCAUGCCACUUCUUGAGGCUGCCUCCCGCCUUGACCUUGGCGAAGGGCGCGUGGGCAAAGACGCAGGACGAGGCGUAGUCAUCGUGAUGAGUUCCUGCGCAAGCAUGCACAACGCCACCAACGUCGACCUGACCAGCUAUGCAACAACUAAGGCCGCGACUGAUCAUCUUGUGAGGCUUCUGGCGGCAAAGUUCAACCGUUUCUAUAUACGAGUCAACGGCAUCAACCCCGGCUUCGUUCCCACCAAUAUGAAUAAAGUUGGCGAGAAAGACAACAUUUUCAAAGAUUUGUUUGACAAGGUUCCGGCAAAGAGAGCUGGCAACGAGGGCGAUAUCGUUGGAUCUGUGCUCUUCCUCGCAAGCCGCGCCGGGGCAUAUGUUCACGGCAUCAAUCUCUGCGUCGACGGCGGGCGUGUUCUUGUGGCUAAUGGACAAGAGUGA
This is a messenger RNA of Cyphellophora attinorum, 891 nucleotides long. RefSeq names its product Gluconate 5-dehydrogenase. The transcript is spliced from 4 exons. Gene Ontology annotation, molecular function: oxidoreductase activity. Bases 1 to 891 code for a protein of 296 amino acids. NCBI's taxonomy places the organism in Eukaryota, Fungi, Ascomycota, Eurotiomycetes, Chaetothyriales, Cyphellophoraceae. The record is from RefSeq and is a predicted model, not a curated record.